Messenger RNA from Clupea harengus (Atlantic herring), 1711 nucleotides. RefSeq names its product gamma-aminobutyric acid receptor subunit rho-3. Gene Ontology annotation, biological process: monoatomic ion transmembrane transport. Gene Ontology annotation, cellular component: membrane. NCBI's taxonomy places the organism in Eukaryota, Metazoa, Chordata, Actinopteri, Clupeiformes, Clupeidae. Gene Ontology annotation, molecular function: transmembrane signaling receptor activity; extracellular ligand-gated monoatomic ion channel activity. The record is from RefSeq and is a predicted model, not a curated record.
GAGAGCGGAGAGAGACAGAGAGACGGAAAGAGACAGAGAGAGACAGAGAGACAGAGAGAGAGAGCGGAGAGCGGAGAGCGGAGAUCAGACCAUGGCUGGGACAUACAUCUGAGAGGCAGGCAUCCGAGACUCCUCGCUGGAUACGAUGGGCGAUCCCUUAGGGAGACGCUGGUAAUCCAGCCCCGGUUCUCUGGAGGGUAACUGUGACCCCGGGCCAUGAGGCUGGUGCUGCUGGCUCUCAGGCUCCUGUGCCUGGCCUGCCUGUGGCCGGUCACCCUGCUCAACAACCGCUACCCCAGCCGCAGACGCAACAAGGAGGUGGUGCACCUGGAGAGGCAGAGCAAGAUCAAAUAUGAAGGCCGAAUAGACCACAGGAUCAAGAAGCAGGACAGCACCAAGACUCUGAUGAUUAAAACGGAGCAACUCCUGAGAAUAGAGGACCAUGACUUUGCCAUGCGGCCCGGCAUCGGAGGAGCAGCCAUUCCUGUUGGCAUAGAUGUCCAAGUGGAGAGUAUAGACAGCAUCUCUGAGGUCAACAUGGACUUCACCAUGACCCUGUACCUGAGACACUACUGGCAGGAUGAGAGGCUGUCCUUCCCCUCCGGGAAUAACAUGAGUCGCACGUUUGACGCACGGCUGGUCAAGAAGAUCUGGGUGCCGGACGUGUUCUUCGUCCACUCCAAGCGCUCCUUCAUUCACGACACCACCAUGGAGAACAUCAUGCUGAGAGUUUGGCCUGACGGGAACAUCCUCUACAGCGUGAGGAUUACGGUGACGGCUCAGUGCCCCAUGGACUUCAGCAGCUUCCCUUUAGACACACAGAGCUGCUCUCUGGAGCUGGAGAGCUAUGCCUACAAUGAGAAGGACCUCAUGCUGUACUGGAAGAAUGGCAAUGACUCCCUGAGGACAGACGAGAUUGUGCUCGCGCAGUUUUUCAUCGAGGAGUUUCACCCUGCUAGCGGCCUGGCCUACUACAGCAGCACAGGCUGCUAUAACCGGCUGUUCAUAAACUUCAUUUUGAGGAGGCACUUUUUCUUCUUCAUGCUGCAGACAUAUUUUCCCACAAUGCUCAUGGUGCUGCUUUCAUGGGUGUCGUUCUGGAUCGACAGGAGAGCCGUGCCGGCCCGGGUAUCACUUGGAAUUACUACAGUGUUGACCAUGUCCACCAUCAUCACGGGCGUGUCGGCCUCCAUGCCUCAGGUGUCCUAUGUCAAAGCGGUGGACAUCUACCUGUGGGCUAGUUUCCUGUUUGUGUUCCUGUCCGUCAUCGAGUACGCAGCCGUCAACUACCUGACGACCUUAAAUGAGAUGAAACGACGCAAGGAGGGAAAGCCACCAUCCUUUGAUGCCACCCAAACCAUGGCUUUCGAUGGCUACUACCACGAGGCCGACAUCGAGCUCACUGACUUCUCAUCGAUGCCCACCAUGGCUGUGGACCCUCCGAACUUCCCCUCAGACCCGGCCGCAGACCCUGCCCCCAUGGUGGGAACACGCCUGUGGAAGAGACGCCCAGUCCGGGACUACAUUGACUUGGUCAUUAGCAACAGCUACAUGAUAGACUCGUACUCCAGGAUAGGCUUCCCUCUUGCCUACCUGCUGUUCAACAUCAUUUACUGGAGUGUCUAUUCAUGAACACAAGUGUCUGCAGGAAUCCCAUUUUCCGAGAGGAUGGGUUGAAGAGGAGCACAGACACACACACACACACACACAC